Messenger RNA from Cylindrotheca closterium, 2913 nucleotides. Lineage: Eukaryota; Bacillariophyta; Bacillariophyceae; Bacillariales; Bacillariaceae. The record is from the annotation of a GenBank genome assembly.
AUGCAAUCCGGUAGCGGAGACUCGUCAUCACGCCAAGAGGAAGAACCAUCGAGGCAAUACCUAAGCGAUUUGGCCGCAAGAGUGAAGACCAUCAAGGAUGAUAUCUUGGACGAAGAACUCGACGUUGAAACCCAACUGAUCCGUGUCAGCACAUCGGCUGUAAGCUGGAAAUCCUUUAGUCUGAAAGACCUGGAAGAGUGCAUUGCAUUGAUGGGAGAGGGAAUAAUAUGGGAACGCUGUGAAACAGGUGAUCUUCAAGUUGGGGAUUUGAUUCAAACCAGGGAUGCAACAGCAGUGAUUCAGAUUCAGAUUGCUCUAGUCCAAGAUGUAUCACGGCGAAGUGAAGCAUCAUCAAAAGUAGAACCAGAAGUGCUCCUUCGAUCUGGAAAUAGAACGUUUAUCCAAGAUAUUGGUGGCUUGGAAAUAUGGAAAAGUAAGAAGCAGUUGAGCUUUGAGGAAUGCAUCCGUUUGCAGGAUACAGCUGUCAGUUGGAGAGAACUACCUGGUGUGUGGGAACUAAAAGCUGGAGACGUUAUUCGAGACGUCGCUCGAGGAAUUCCUGUCGCAAAGCUUACAGCUAGACCAGUGGAGCACUACCGAUUUCUUUACUUAGCGAUCAUGCUUCCCGAUGGAACGGAACAGAAAUAUGAAACGGACAAAAGGACGAUUGAACGAGUGCUGAAUGUCCCUGUCGGAAUAUCCUCAGCGACAUGGAGAUCGGUCGAUAACGUUGACGAUGUAUGCAGGGGUGUCAUGAAGACUUCAGAUCCCGUACUCAUGGUGGCUGGACCUGGGACGGGCAAGACGUGGUUUUUGCAACAGCUAUGCUGUAGGCUUGUCAAGGAAAUACAAUCACAGGGAGGCAUUUCAGUUGUGCCGAUAUUGAUUCCAGUGCAAAAGUUGGCUCGAAUCUUACGACAAAAUCACAACAUGAGAGGGAUGGAGCUGCUUCACGGGUUUCUGGAAAUGGACUACCCGCAAUAUGUCAGCUUCCUAACAGCCAAGCUUGAGGCACAGGGAUUAAUUCUAUUGAUUGAUGGAGUAGAUGAAGCUGCUGGAAAGCGCCAAACCAUCGAAGAAUUCAUUCAUGAUUUUCUAAAGCCAACUGGAAACAGAAUCGUCGUUACCUCUCGACCAGAAGGAGUUCGGCUGCCACUGUAUUGUCAAGAUUUCAGCAUUAUCAAGCUGCUUCCUCUUUCUCCAGAACAACAGAUAAGUGUUAUUCAGCACUUUUUGAAAGAGGACGAGUUUUUGUCAAGUCUUUUCAAGCUUUCCAAUGUUCGAAGAGGACACGACAACGUUUUCAAUACUGCGUUUGACAGGAAUGAACGGAUGUAUGUGGAAUCAUUGUGUCCAUCGGACAAUUUCAAAUUGGAGGAUGGAUCAUGGGAUCCCUCCAAGCGACAAAAGGCGCUUGACGGAUCGGACCUUUGCGUUGCUUCAUCGCUGGAUUCUUCUUAUCUUCAGUUGCUCCAAGAAGCUAUGGAGGCUCAUGAUAUCCUUUGCAAGUUAGAAGAUAAACUGAGAGCACACUUUGAGACAAGUCAGGUACUGAAGGUAGUCGCUGCUGAAAACAUGGUGGACAAGAUAUUGCCCAAAGACGGCCUUGACAUUAUGAAUGGAUAUUCAGACCUGCGCACGGUCUGUAUCAGGCUGUGCCUUUUGUACUCCAAUACACAGCGAAACAAAAUGCCUUUAAAAAAGUUCUGGAAUCAUAUUGCCAGCAGGGUAGAUGCUCUGUAUGUCUCGGCGGGACAUUUCUCACCCUUGUAUGAGAAGUGGCUUGCGACUAUUCAAGCAAUCAUUGGAGAGGAAGAACUGCAGAUUCAUAGGGGAUCCAUCAAAGAUCCGAUACGAGUUUAUGAAAAGGCACAAAAUGAUUAUGCAAACCGAUUCGAUGACGACUCUUUACCAGAAGCAUGUGUCAUGGAUGUCUUGCGAGCUCGACUGAUAUGUCGCAGCGCGGAAGCGAUCAAGAAAAUAAUGAGAAUCUUACAAAAGGACGAGAAUGUGGUGGCAAUGGAGCAGGAUUCAACCACAGUUGUCCGUCUGAAGAACAUGUUCCAUCAUGGCCAGCUGACACCGACUCAUUUUCGAUUCAAGAUUGCAACUCUUCAGCUAGUGGACGGAAAUACUAGUUUUCUGGUGGAGGUGCAGCUACAUCUCGAUGCGAUCAUGAAGCAUGAGGAGUCCGCUGACGGGCAUGCAGCCUACGAGUACUUUCGGUCAGUCCUGAAGGAGCGAUAUCAUGCGGUAUUGGGGAAUGCACUGGAGUCACCAAGAAUAGAAGAUAGCCUAACCCGUUUCGAGGCAAUGGCAAAGGUACCAGUUCUUCUAUCCCUCAUUGUUGUCAUUCUGUUUCGAGGAGGCGUGGAAGAUCCUUUGGCAGCCCUUCAAUGGAGCACUAUUGAGCUCUACGAAAAUUCGAUGGAGUGUGUUGUUCAUCGCGCGGUGAAGCAUGACAAGGUCGAUGCACAAAUAGUGACAACCAUGCUAACGAAAGUUUCCGUUGCAAACAUGAGAGCCCAACGACGUGUCUUUGACAUGAACGAAGUGAAGGAAGCCUUUGCUGGAGAAGAUAACAGCGAGACCUUGUUUCAAAAAUGGUUGGAGCUUCAAGAUAAAAAAGGAGGUGUGCCACUUAUCAAGACUUUGUCCGAAUCUACGACAUAUGCCAAAGGGGGCCUAUACCAGUUCAAGCAUCUAUCGUUCUCUGAAGCCUUUUAUUACAGAUUCUUAACAAGCGGAGAUGCCACAGUGCCUGCUGCAGAAGCCCUAACGGUCAUCAGCGACCCAUUCUACCAUAGAACCUGUGAAUUUGGCCGCAGCAAAAUUAUGGGAGUCUUGCAUUCUGGGUAUAACUACCACAAGCCACUAGCAGAGUCCCUGAAAGGAAGACUCCAAGAGCGCUGA